This is a messenger RNA of Alosa alosa (allis shad), 2296 nucleotides long. RefSeq names its product proteoglycan 4-like. The transcript has 2 exons. The record is from RefSeq and is a predicted model, not a curated record. Lineage: Eukaryota; Metazoa; Chordata; Actinopteri; Clupeiformes; Clupeidae. The coding region runs from base 191 to 2296 and encodes 701 amino acids.
GGUGGUGGGAGGCACAAGAGGAACCCCGAACUGGGACAGUAGGAGAGAGGGAGCCCGCGGAGACCCUCCUGGAAUGGGAUGACCCCAAGUUUGACUUCAGACACGCACACACAGUCACACUUAACGAUGCAAUGAUGUAGCCUGACAUCAUCCUCCUCCACAGCCUGCUAUCCAAUCGGAUUGGGCCGACAUGGGCAGACGGGCGGCUGACCCGACCACUCCCGUGCCGGUGCUCGGAGUGCCCGCCCUGGUUGGCGUGCGAGGAUGGCGAACGGCGGCGGCGGGGGGCGAGCGGCCCGGGCCCAUGGCCCAGCUGACGUGGGGUCAGUGCAGCAUUGGGGUGCAGACGUCCCCCGCCAUCCGCCUCCUUAAAUCACAGCUGGAGUCCGCCCACCCAGACGCACACGCCGGCCAACCAAAGAGCAGCAGGGCACCCCGACUAGCCAAUGGGAGUGGCCCGCACGAGGAGAUGACUGAGGAGGAGUACAAACAGGGGGUGCUCAAAACCAACAAAGGGGCCUCACUAAAACACAGGGGGAACGAGGCCAAGUGCAGAAAGGGAGUGACUUUCGAAGAGCCGUUGAAUGACUCUGGUAAUAAUGUGAUGGCUAGAGUGCCCCACAGAGAGGUGCAGUGCUAUGCAACGGCAAUCAGGACAAACCCGCACCUGCCAGGUGGAACUGUGGGUGUGCGCGCUCUCGGGAAACGGGAGCAGAGAUACACCAAUGGCAGCGUGGUGGACUCGGAGCUCAUCGGCGGGAUCUGCAGCGAAGGGGAGGGCGACUCGGCUCCCGAGCAGCCACCGCCCAGGACGAGGGAGCCCGCCGUGGUGCAUGCUGGGCAAAGGAGGACACCGCCUGGCCCGCCGCCCAGCAGGGCCCCUCCUCGGAUCUGUCGGCAGUGUGGGGGGAGGCAGGCGGCGUCACCUCAGGUCAACCUCAACCCAGUGACCUCCCCCACGCUACUGUCCCCCACUGAGAGGGAGAUGUGGAGCCCUCUGGCCGCCCCUUCCCCAGGCAUCAGCUCAGCGCCACCGGGGCAGAUAAGCAGGGAGCUCACGUACCCAAUCGUGCACCACGACCCCACCCCCACGCACCUCCCCCUGCACCCCAUCAUUAAGAUCAACAGGGACGGCAGGCCCGACGCCCAGGUCACACGGCCGGCCGUGCUUGAGCAGGAGACUCGAGUGACCAGGGUGUACCCCAUCUUCGCCCCUCAGAGGGACCCCCCGCCUGCGUACGCCCCGCCCGCCUGCCCUGUCCGCGCCGUCUCGCCACCCUCCUGCGCCUCGCCUCCGCUCAAACAAAUGAUGACGGUCACCGUCACCCAGGAGACGAGGGCUAGCUUCACCCCCCGUCGCAGUCUGCCGCUCGCCCGGGCACCGUGCCCGGCCCGGCCCAGCACCCUCAUGCUCCCGACCCUCGCCAACGGGCACGCGUCCACCUCUGAGAGUGGCGGCGCCGGCGGAGACAUCGCACUCACCACCAGCAAACCUCAGCAGACAAUCGCUUUAACUGACCCGCGGGCGAGCGGGCACGCGAGCCCUCCACGGACCCUGCAGUCGACCGCCGCUACUGGCUCCAAAUGCACGGCCAGCCAGCAGACGGACGCAGAGCCGGUCACCAGCAAAGUGCCACCCGCAGUGUGCAGCAACACACACCCCAAGAUCAGCGGCAAGCUUCACACACACAGCGACGCCCAGACUUCCACUCUGCCACUCGCGGGGUCGUCCACCGCACAUCAAAACUCCUCGCGUCCCCACUGCACCCGGGAUAAGAAACUUCCAUGCACCCCUUAUGUAAAACGAAAAGUUGGCUCCAUCUCCAAAAACUCUGCUCACUGUCCACCUUCCAACGAUACCAAAAUGAAGCUUGUCCCAGAAAUCUGCCCCUCUCAAGAUAACACAGGGCCAAGUGUGAAGACACACAGUGAAAAUGAACAACCCAGUGCAGCUUGCAAAAUUGCUAGUAGACAAAGCAUCCCUGUGAAGGACCCUUUGAUCCCGAGAUCCGUCGAUGCGUCUCCAGCAAUUCCUCUGACACACCCUGGCAUCCUUUCCGUGCCUGUCACACUGAAUGGGACAAACACUGACUUCAAACACAGCACAAGUACUUGCAAGUACAUCCACGCCCACUGCAAACCCUCUCCCCGGCCAGAAACAUGCCACAAGCCCAUCCUCAAGGCAAAAGGUCUGCCCAGGCACCUCUCUGCCACCCACCGCAGCCACCACGAACCAGCCACCACCGCCACCGGCAACCACCGCCAACGCCUCCGCCAGAGGCCGUCACACCGCUAG